Spodoptera exigua (beet armyworm) is the source of this 1366-nucleotide messenger RNA. The record is from the annotation of a GenBank genome assembly. Lineage: Eukaryota; Metazoa; Arthropoda; Insecta; Lepidoptera; Noctuidae.
AUGCAACGUGUCGCGGAUCUGCCACGGUUCGUAGGAGCAGGCUCCAACGUCACUGUGGCAGUCGGCAGAGAUGCAGCGCUCACCUGUAGAGUUGAUAAUUUACAAUCAUUUAAGGUGGCGUGGCUCCGAGUAGACACGCAGACUAUUCUUACAAUAGCUGCUCACGUCAUCACCAAGAACCACCGCGUCAGCGUCAGCCACGGAGACGGAGCCUGGACCCUCACUCUCAAAGAGAUCGGUCCAUCUGACGGCGGCAGAUACAUGUGUCAGGUCAACACAGAGCCAAUGAUGAGCCAGACACAUCAACUUCAGGUUGUAGUUCCACCUGACAUCGAUGAUGACGCGAGUAGUAGUGAAGUGCUAGUCAAAGAAGGAGAUAACGCAGCACUGAGGUGUGUCGCCUCGGGCACUCCGCCGCCCAACAUAGCUUGGAGGAGAGAAGACUCCAGGCACUUUAAGAUCAACAACCAAACCCUAGUAUCCAAGUGGACGGGCCAAUGGUUGAAUUUGACAGGCGUCGAACGCGUGCUGUCAGGCGCCUACCUGUGCAUCGCCACGAAUGGAGUACCUCCUUCAGUCAGCAAGAGAAUCCUGAUUAAUGUGAUAUUUGCACCGUCAGUGUGGGCAGGGAGGGUCGCGAUACGAGCUCCAUCUGGUGGCUCUGUCACUCUCCAAUGCACUGCUGAAGCGUAUCCAGUUCCUCAAGUCCACUGGACCUUGAACGGAGAACAGCGGCUUGUAAAUGGUACAAAACACAGAUUGAGUAUGACCACAAGAGGGUACCGCCACACUGUGAGUCUGAUGGUGAUGGAGAUGUCCAGAGAAGACGCGGGAGCAUAUCGGUGCCAUGUGGAGAACAACCAGGGCAGGGCACAAGCUGAGCUAUUUUUGCAUUUGUUAACGACAACAACGACCACGACUACGACAACUACGACAACUACAACAACAACUACUACUACCACGUUACCACCGCCGACAACAACGCUGUUACCAUAUGACACUGAAAGACAUUUGGAGCAGCUGCAUCGCGGAGUGCUGGAAGAUCCAGGUCUCGACAACCCGUAUAUUGUUCUGAGCCAACACCAAAUGCAGAACCUUGAAAUGGUGACGACGAUGUGACCUCCGGCGGGGGCGCGCGGCCAGUGGCGCGACGGCUGGCCGCCGCUGCACGACCGUGCGAGCCCCAGCGCUGCGAGCUGGACCUGCCUCGUCCUUGCCUUCGCGAUAGUGCUCCAAGCGUGACAUUGAACAAACCAGUGAUAAACCAAAGGUUGUUAAAACGGCUUUCAUCAUACAAGAUAUCGUUUGUGACGUAACGUUACCCACCGUCUAGUAUCCACGAAACUAUGACUUUGUAAAUUGUAAU